Messenger RNA from Callorhinchus milii (elephant shark), 3311 nucleotides. It is a transcript of the gene mdh1b, whose product is annotated as malate dehydrogenase 1B, NAD (soluble). Bases 43 to 1773 code for a protein of 576 amino acids. Gene Ontology annotation, molecular function: L-malate dehydrogenase (NAD+) activity. The record is from RefSeq and is a predicted model, not a curated record. Gene Ontology annotation, biological process: tricarboxylic acid cycle; oxaloacetate metabolic process; malate metabolic process. The transcript has 9 exons. Lineage: Eukaryota; Metazoa; Chordata; Chondrichthyes; Chimaeriformes; Callorhinchidae.
GUGGGUCCGGGCGCAGCCGUUGCCUAGCGACGGGUAACCAAGAUGGCCAAGUUCGUGUUGGCAGGUUCCGCAGACUGCCCUUAUUUCGCCAAAGCAGAAUUUGUGGCAGAUUAUCUUGCAAAAAACUUGCCGGACUUCAAAAUCCAUAAAAUUAUGCAACUCCCUCAAGACUGGGAGCAAUGGCUUCAGAAUAUAUGUUUGACGAAUGGCUGGAAGCACAAGACGUCCCCUAUUGUGUGGCGAGAGUUGGUGAACCGUGGAGGAAAGGGAAUACUGCUGGGUGGAUUUAAUGAUUUUCUGGAUUAUGCCCAGGGUUAUUAUGGGCUGACUGCAGAUAUGAAUACUCAGCGCAUGUUAAACAUUGCAGAGGAGAACCUAAAGACUAAACAAGAGUUGAUGGAAGAAGAGGCAUAUAACAAGCUUCUGAUUAAGCCAUAUGAAAUUUGGAUUACAGGAGCAUUAAAUCCUACUGUCAUGAAUGUGAUACCUACCUUAGUAAGUGGGAAUCUUCUUGGUGAGUAUACUGAGAUCAGUAUAAAUCUGUUGGAUAUCAGUGACUCAGGGAAUAUAUUGCACGGCUUUUGUUUGGAGAUAUUUGAUAUGGCCUGGCCCCUGGUCCGUAAAAUUACAAUGCAUUACAACCUCAAAGGAGCUUUUGUCAAUGCACAACUCAUCAUCAUUCUCGAUGACAUUGAUAACGACAGCAGACAGCCCAUCGAAGAGCGCCACGAAGAGCUGGCUGAACGCUGCAAAUAUUACGGCCGUCUGAUCGAAAGGUCUGCAAAGCCCAGUGUGCGAGUGCUUGUGGCUGGUAACAGCAUUGUGAAUCUGAAAACCUACUUCAUCAUGCAGAAUGCACCAUCUGUCCCACGUUACAAUUUUGUUGCAGUCGCAUCUCGGCUCGAGGGAGAAGCCAGGUCACUAUUGGCCAGGAAACUGGAUGUGACUCCAUUAGAUAUUUCCAAUAUAACCGUUUGGGGAAAUAUAAGUAGAACUAUCUUCAUUGAUUUGAAUAGGGCACGUGUCCAUCGAUUCGAGAGUGCUACUUGGGGACCACCUACCUACUCGCGUCCUGUUCUGGAGGUGCUGCAUGAUCGUCAGUGGAUCGAGAAGGAAUUCCUGCCAAUGGUGUAUGAACGCAAAUCAUUAAUUGAAAGACGAUAUAAACAUCCCCUUGGUAUUUCUACUGCUUGUCAGCUAGUCAGUGUGUUACAUUCUUGGUACCAUGACUCUCCGCCAGGGGAAAUUUUGUCGCUGGGGGUGAUCAGUGAAGGUCAGUUUGGUAUUCCACCAGACGUGAUUUUCUCCAUGCCAGUCCGAUUCUGCAGUGGUAAUUGGGUGGUUCAGACCCAGAUUAAGAUUAACGAGGAGGCCAAGGAGAAGCUGAAUAAGAUUGCCUCAGAGCUGAUAUUGGAGAAGAAGUUAAUCUACAUUCCCCCAUCGCCACCUCCAGUAGAAAGCAAAUCAUUUCCCGAAUACUUGCAAUUGGAAAAUGAGGAAUCGGUUCCAGUAGAUACAUUGGAUCAAGAACUUCUACUGGAAGACAAGGAAUCGACACUUUUAGUAGAUCAAGAGCUACCAUUGGAAACUGAGGAAUCCAUUCCCUUAGUCACAGAAGAGGAACAGCCUCUAUCAGAAAUUGAGGAAUCGUUUCCCAUAGUUCCCGAGGAGGAGGAAGCUCCAUCAGAAAAUGAGGAAUCCGUUCCCAUCGUCACAGAAGAGGAACAACCUCCUUUGGAAGAUGAAUCGGUUCCGGUUGAUGAUAAGCAAUAAUAGUAACCAGAGAUGUAGAUAUUAUUGUUAUGCAGUUGGGUCACACACCAUAGAAUCAUAGAAAUUUAAAGCGCAGACGGAGGCCAUUUGUCCCAUUUAAUCUGGACCAGCUCUUAGAGCAAUGUAUUCAUUCAAUCCCACUGCCCUGCCUUAUCCCCAUUACCCCUUCAUAUCAUAUAAUAUAUGCAGUUAGGAAAAUCAUUUUCCUUCUAAUCACUUUUCCCUCAUGAACUGCAUAGUAUACCCCUACAUAGUGAGACAUGUAAGAGAUGAAAGGGAAGAUGGAUCAUGAUCACUCCCAUCUUUUGACUUGGGAUCUAAAAGAACACAACCCCAACACAAGUUCACUUCAAGGCAAAGAAAGGUGGAUCCUAAAUACUUCUGCCUCCACCCACCACCACCACCACUUCCAGGUCCAAAGGUCAACAAACCACUCUGACCUUCAAAUGUAUAACACUAUCUCUUUAAGUGCAUUCAACUGUGCCAAAAGACAAAUGCAGUAUUAAUGGAUGCGCUUAUAAAUAAUUGCAAACUGAAUGUGCACCUUUUCCAAUGUAACAUACUGGAAAAGAAACUUCACAGCAGAGGAAAAUGAGCUCUAAAGUUGUAUAAAGUUGCCACUGCAUGGGGUUUCACUACAUUGGGCACUGAAUCCUGUCUAUUUGAAUACUGCAUAGUUCUGGUUUACUCAGAUGAUGUUUUCAGCAUUCCCAUUAUUAAAAAGCUCCCCCAACACCUCCACCACACACACACAAAUCCCAAUUGGAAUAGCAUAUACCAUAUGGAAGGGGAGAAUGACUGGGACUUGUUGGAAUAGAUUAGAAUGAAAUACUUCAAACUCACCAAUAUCCUUGGAUCAGGAUUAAAUUUGACUGUUUCAACCACUGUCCACUGUUCAUGUGCUUUGUUUUUCAUUGCAGGAAUGAAUCUUGCUUAUUGAUCUUCAACUCCUCAAAUUGUUGUGUAACAUAAACUGCAAAGAAGUUUAUUCCCUCUAUUGCCAAUCGCUGAACAUUCUUUUUAAUAAAUGAGUCUUGCUAUCAGAUCUCUUUUGAAAAAAAUCACAUGGUUCCAGAGACAUUUUAAGCAUCCUCUUGUUUGAUGUUUUCUUCCUUUCUAUUCCAAACAGAUAUUUUGGGUGUGGGGGGGACUUUUUAACAAUUGAAAUUUGGAAAACAUCAUCUGAGUAGUAGCUUGGAGCAGCUCCUCUGACCUCAAGAUUGUGCCAGGGUUGAAUUAAGAUUGUUGACAUAUCCGGUGAAGAUUUUUUCAUCGACAUUGUUGUGGCAAGAAAAAUUUUGGAAAAAUAGCCAACAGAAACCAAACAAUCAAAAGGAUCUUAACCCUUAAUGAUAAUUAUUUUCAAAGGAAUUUUCAGAAAGUAUUCUAUCAGUGAGGGCAAUACUCAUACUUUCAAUAAGAGUCUUGGUAUUGAGAAAACCUUCAAUCCAGAUUUUCAAUCAAGUUAGGUUAUUGAUUUGUGCGCAUGAUCAGUAUAUUUGGUUCUUGGUUAUAAUAAAAAGUUUGUACUGCAAAAA